UCGAUAAUAUCGAUAGUUGCCAGCUAUCGAUAGAAUCGUUAAGCUUUAAGCGUUACCGAUAGUUAUCGAUAAUCAUCUCGCAUGCACCCUACGCACCCAUCCGCAGCGAUGCCAAAACAGCUAAGCAAAUUAACCUUACCAGCGCUGAAAACGAUUCUGAUGCCUGUUCGCACUUACACGUAAUCCCCUGCAAAACUGCACGAAUAUUUCAAUUUUACUUUAUCUCACGCAAAACCCAAACAAAUAUCAACAACGAUGACAGGACAAUUUGGGACUACGAAGCUGCUGAUAUUUGUUUGGUUUUUCGCAUAAGAGAGUAAAGGAAAGAAAUAUUUUUGCUUUUGUCAACACGCAUACUCUGACAAUCUAUACGAGAGUUUACGGGAGUGUGAGCAGCCUCUAAAAUCUUUUUGAGCUUAGUCGCGAAUUGUUUGAAAAUUGAGAAAUAUUCAUGUUUGCUCACUUUAACUCGUGAUUUCGCGGUGAUUCUAAUCUUCUUAAAGUUGGCAGCAGUACGACAAAGUUGUAUGUAACGAAAGCAACUUUUUUCUUUGAAAAAUGUCACAGAAUACAGCCCAAAAAAGAACGAAGAGGUCAUUUGUAUGGGGCUUCUUCGAAAAAAUUAACAAAGGUAAUAGUAAUGUAUUUCGUUGCAAAGUUGCUGGAUGUAAAACAGAGCUCUCAUGUAGUGGAAACACUACUAACCGACGAUAUCAUUUGCAAUCGCAUCACCCGGUUGAAUUACGUGAAGCACAAUCUGGAAAUCGAAUGUCAUCUGAUUCAAGUUUUAACGAUGAUGAGAGAGACAAUGCGGAAGGAAUGCAUCACCAAAAACAAACAUCGAUGAGAAAAUACAUCAAGCAAAGCGGCAUUUCGUACAAUCCAGCUUCUCAAAAAAAAAAGGAAUUGGACAAAGCAUUAGUUCGCUUUAUAGUGAAAGAUAUACAACCGUUGGCCGUAGUUGAUGACGACGGGUUCGCCGAGUUCGUUCAUGCUCUCGAUCCGCGGUAUUGUUUACCGAGCAGGAGACACCUACGAGACGUUUUGUUGGAGCAAGCGUAUCAGAAAACUGUACAACAUAUAGGCGAGAUCUUAAAACCUAUCAAAUUUAUUGCCAUAACAUACGAUGGCUGGACUAGCCGUACAACACAAGGAUACUUGGUGGUAACUGGACAUUUUAUUUUCGAGGAAAAGCUUUCAACUGCGACAUUAGGUGUGAUACCAAUACCGUCGCGUUCGACGAGUAAAAAUUUGAAGGAAUUGAUUUUCUCAGUUCUCAAGCGGUUUCCGAGUGUAAGCGUCGUAUGCGCCGUAACAGACAGCGGCAGUAACAUGAUUUCCGCAUGUGAUUUAAUGAAGAUGAGACACAUGCCUUGUGCCGCCCACAAAAUUCAGAGAAUUGUAAUGGUUGGAAUAUCAAAAACAGAACGAUCCUUUUCUUCAAAAGAAACUGAGGAUUUUGUUGAAAAAAUUUUCUGCGAUGAUAACGAUAAUGUUCAAAACUGCGAUGUCUCCGUUUAUAAUGUUAUUGUCAAAUGCAAGCGAAUCGCAACAUUUUUCCAUCAUAGCUCUUCAGCAAACCGAAGCCUUGAGCAAGAAUUGCAUAACGCCAAGCGUCAGCUAACCAAAAUUAGUCAGCCGAACAACACACGUUAGAAUUCCGUAUACUAUAUGCUUGAGAGCAUAUGGAAAAUCGGAGAAGCACUAUUUGCCGUUCUAUCGAAAUGUGGCAAGUGGGAGUUGGACCUUACACCUGCCGAAAAACACCUUAUACCACAAAUUCUAGCCAUAUUAAAACCAUUCGUCAAGGCCACCACCAAGUUAAGCGGUGAUUCUUAUCCUACUGUAAACCUUAUUAUACCCACAACCAAACAAAUUCUUACGGAACUGAACAGUUUACUAAGUUUGUCAGACAAUGAGGUAGUAGAAGAAGAAACGACGGUAUUUGAAGUAUCAGAGAACAACAAAGACGCUAAGGUCGUCAUCGACAGCCAGGAGGCAAUUUGUUUUCUAAAGCAACUGGUUAGUUCAACGAGAGAAAAAAUGCUGGAGUAUGAAACUCGAACAGCAUCAGGAUUUAGUACUAUACUAGAUCCGCGCUUUAAAAAACAUGGAUUUAUAUCUGAAUCUAACUACCGCAUGAUGGCUGAGAAAUUAAAGGAAGAACUAAAAACAGUAAUGGCAACACAAAAUAGAACACACAUUGAAUGUACAUCAUCAAUAGAACCCGUGCCGUGUGUCUCAAAAAGAGCAGAGUACACUUUUUUGAAUAACAUUACGUUCACAAGACAUGAUCGCUCGAUCCACUCAACAGCACAGGCAAUCGUUCAUUUAAAUAAAUACCUUGAAGAUCCCAUAACAAAUGAAACCACCGAUGUGCUCUCCUUUUGGACCAAUUAUACAGCUUGCGAAGCACUAAGUGCAAUUGCUCUACGUUUCAUGAUAAUACCCGCAUCGUCCGUUCCCUCCGAGAGGGUAAAUUCGACCGCAGGUAACACAAUAACUGAUAAAAGAGCGAGAUUGACUCCAACUUUUGCAGAACAGCUAGUUUUUCUUAAUGAAAACUUCAAAUUUUUGCAAAUGUAGUGCAAUAAGAAAUUUUAUAAAUUACACACUCACACUGACACAUACAUACACACGCAUACAUACACGCCUACACACUGACACUUCUGACACACACCGACAUUUCUGACACACACACCGACACUUCUGACACACUCACACACACCGACACACACACGAGAAAUUGAAUACAUCAUAUGUAAUGUAAUUUAGUACAUUAUAUGUAGUUAGAGGGAGAGUUGUUUUAUAACUGUUUUAAUGAAUAGAUUACUAUGAUAUUUUAACACAGUGAUUUCUUAGAUAUAAUCUUACUUAUGUCUUAUACUUAUGAGUAAAAAAGUUGUACUUGUGUACGUUGAGACGAAUCCCAAAC
This is a messenger RNA of Wyeomyia smithii (pitcher-plant mosquito), 2935 nucleotides long. RefSeq names its product E3 SUMO-protein ligase ZBED1-like. The record is from RefSeq and is a predicted model, not a curated record. Bases 559 to 1656 code for a protein of 365 amino acids. Lineage: Eukaryota; Metazoa; Arthropoda; Insecta; Diptera; Culicidae. The transcript is spliced from 7 exons.